Messenger RNA from Indicator indicator, 2502 nucleotides. RefSeq names its product CCCTC-binding factor (gene CTCF). Gene Ontology annotation, molecular function: RNA polymerase II transcription regulatory region sequence-specific DNA binding; DNA-binding transcription factor activity, RNA polymerase II-specific. Lineage: Eukaryota; Metazoa; Chordata; Aves; Piciformes; Indicatoridae. The transcript has 10 exons. Gene Ontology annotation, cellular component: nucleus. The record is from RefSeq and is a predicted model, not a curated record. The coding region runs from base 1 to 2187 and encodes 728 amino acids. Gene Ontology annotation, biological process: regulation of transcription by RNA polymerase II.
AUGGAAGGUGAGGCAGUGGAGGCCAUCGUGGAGGAAUCAGAGACUUUCAUCAAGGGCAAGGAGAGGAAAACCUACCAGAGGCGCCGUGAGGGCGGGCAGGAGGACGAUGCCUGCCACAUGCCCCCCAACCAGGCCGAGGGGCCCGAGGUGGUGCAGGAUGUCAACAGUGGGGUGCAGAUGGUGGUGAUGGAGCAGCUGGACCCCACCCUGCUGCAGAUGAAGACGGAGGUGAUGGAGGGCGCCGUGCCCCAGGAGGCCGAGGCCACAGUGGACGACACGCAGAUCAUCACGCUGCAGGUGGUGAACAUGGAGGAGCAGCCAAUCAACCUAGGGGAGCUGCAGCUGGUCCAAGUCCCCGUGCCAGUGACUGUGCCUGUGGCCACCACCUCUGUGGAAGAACUUCAGGGAGCUUAUGAGAAUGAGGUUUCCAAGGGAGGCCUGCAGGAGGGGGAGCCCAUGAUCUGUCACACCCUGCCUUUGCCAGAAGGCUUCCAAGUGGUGAAAGUGGGUGCCAAUGGGGAGGUGGAGACACUGGAACAAGGGGAACUUCAGCCCCAGGAAGACCCCAACUGGCAGAAGGACCCAGACUACCAACCCCCAGCCAAGAAGACAAAGAAGAACAAGAAGAGCAAGCUGCGCUACACCGAGGAGGGCAAGGACGUGGAUGUCUCCGUCUACGACUUCGAGGAGGAGCAGCAGGAGGGUUUGUUGUCUGAAGUCAAUGCAGAGAAGGUGGUGGGCAACAUGAAGCCACCUAAACCAACCAAAAUCAAAAAGAAAGGUGUAAAGAAGACAUUCCAGUGUGAGCUCUGCAGCUACACCUGCCCCCGGCGCUCCAACCUGGACCGCCACAUGAAAAGCCACACGGACGAGAGGCCACACAAGUGCCACCUCUGUGGCAGGGCCUUCCGGACAGUCACACUGCUGAGGAACCACCUCAACACCCACACAGGUACUCGCCCUCACAAGUGCCCAGACUGCGACAUGGCCUUCGUCACCAGCGGGGAGCUGGUGCGGCACCGCCGCUACAAACACACUCACGAGAAACCCUUCAAGUGCUCCAUGUGUGACUAUGCCAGCGUGGAGGUGAGCAAAUUGAAACGCCACAUCCGGUCCCACACCGGGGAGCGUCCCUUCCAGUGCAGCCUGUGCAGCUACGCCAGCAGGGACACCUACAAGCUGAAGAGGCACAUGAGGACCCACUCUGGAGAGAAGCCAUACGAAUGUUACAUCUGCCACGCUCGCUUCACCCAGAGCGGCACCAUGAAGAUGCACAUCCUGCAGAAGCACACAGAGAAUGUGGCCAAAUUCCACUGUCCUCACUGUGACACUGUCAUAGCCAGGAAGAGUGACCUCGGCGUGCACUUGCGGAAGCAGCACUCCUACAUCGAGCAGGGCAAGAAGUGUCGCUACUGCGACGCCGUCUUCCACGAGCGCUACGCCCUCAUCCAGCACCAGAAGUCCCACAAGAACGAGAAGCGCUUCAAGUGUGACCAGUGUGACUAUGCCUGCAGGCAGGAGCGGCACAUGGUGAUGCACAAGCGGACACACACUGGGGAGAAGCCCUAUGCCUGCAGCCACUGCGACAAGACCUUCCGGCAGAAGCAGCUCCUGGACAUGCACUUCAAGAGGUACCACGACCCCAACUUCGUGCCGGCCGCCUUCGUCUGCUCCAAGUGCGGCAAGACCUUCACCCGCAGGAACACCAUGGCCAGGCAUGCAGACAACUGCUCCGGGCCCGAUGGCGGCGAGGGGGAGAAUGGUGGAGAGACCAAGAAGGGCAAGCGUGGGAGGAAGAGGAAGAUGCGCUCCAAGAAAGAAGAUUCCUCGGACAGUGAGGAAAAUGCUGAACCAGAUCUGGAUGACAAUGAAGACGAGGAGGAGACAGCAGUAGAAAUUGAGGCUGAACCAGAAGUGGAGCAAGAGGCUCCUGCACCACCUCCCAGUAAGAAACGAAGAGGAAGACCCCCAGGCAAAGCUGCCAGCCAGUCCAAACAGUCCCAGCCUGCAGCAAUCAUUCAGGUUGAGGACCAGAACACCGGAGAGAUCGAGAAUAUCAUCGUGGAGGUCAAGAAGGAGCCUGAUGCGGAGACGGCCGAGGAGGAGGAGGAGGCCCAGCCGGCUGUGGUGGAAGCUCCCAACGGAGACCUCACCCCCGAGAUGAUUCUCAGCAUGAUGGACCGGUGAUGGAGGCCGAGCUCCACGCUGCUGACUGGACUGGCCUGGGCUGUGUUUAAACGGCUCAAAUCUAUUUUUUUCCUUUUAUUUGAUUUUUUUUGUUGUUGUUUCUUGGCUUUGGGAAAUGCAGAUUUUAGCCCUUUUACCAAACCUGCUGGGGAACCCAGCCCCUCCGAGCGAUCUUAGGCUGUGAUUGACCUUCACCUUUUGCUGGUUUCUGUUAGGAUCAUGGAACAUUUUAGGAACUAUCCUGGGUGGGAGUCCCUGAGGGUUUCCUGCCAGUUGCUGCUGGGUUGAGGCUUUGUGCUCCGCACGGCGCCACCC